ACCCCUGUGUUGCUCGCAGAGAAAUCAGACAUGGGGCUGCUGCUGCCAAUCCUUCUGGCCUUUCUCUCAGCUUUGAUUGGAGGGCUCUACCUCCUCGGAGUGUUUCGACAACGAAGACCAAGAGAGCCUCCUCUGGACAAGGGGCUCAUCCCUUGGCUGGGUCAUGUCUUGGAGUUUCGCAGGAACACAUUAAAGUUCCUAGAGAGGAUGAUGCAAAAGCAUGGCGAUGUUUUCACAGUGCAGCUGGGAGGGUUUUACAUCACAUUCUUUCAGGACCCUCUGUCGUUUGGGGCGCUUGUGAAGGAAAGCCGAGAAAAGCUGGACUUCAAUGAGUUCGCCGUGCAUCUGGUGCACAGAGUGUUUGGUUACAAAGCCGAUAGAUCCGACCACAACAUUCUCCAGAAUUCCAGCAACAAGCAUCUGAAAGGGGACGGCCUAGAGGUGAUGACACAGGCUAUGAUGAGUAAUCUGCAGAACCUGAUGUUGAACACCAUGGGAUCAGCUGCUGACCAAAAGACCUGGGUGGAAGAGGGACUGUUUAUGUACAGCUACAAUGUUGUUUUCAGGGCUGGCUACUUGUCCCUCUAUGGUAACUGGCCACACAAGUCAGAGGGGAGUGAAGAAAAAGCCAAAGAGAAAGACAGAGCUGAAUCAGAGGCCCUAUUCUAUGAGUUCCGUAAAUAUGACCAGCUGUUUCCCAACCUGGCUUACGGGGUCCUUACACCCAGGGGAAGGAUGGAGGUAAAGAGGCUUCUGGGAUACUUCUGGAACACUCUGUCGGUGCAGAAAAUGAAGAUAAAGGACAACAUCAGUCGUUGGGUGUGGGACAUGCAGCAGGCCAAAGAAGAGCUGGGAGAGAGUGAGUCUAUGAUCGACAGGUACAUGUUUGUGCUCCUGUGGGCCUCUCAGGGAAACACCGGGCCGUCUGCCUUCUGGCUGCUCCUCUUCCUCAUGAAGCACCCAGAAGCCAUGGCAGCAGUGAAGGAAGAGGUCGACAAGGUCGUGAGGGAGUCUGGGCAGGAAGUCAAACGUGGUGGCCCUUUGCUUGACCUGACACGUGAGAUGCUGAUGAAAACACCAGUCUUAGACAGCACUGUGGAAGAAACCCUACGACUCACUGCUGCACCCCUUCUUACCAGAGCAGUGCUCCAGGAUAUGACCAUCAAGAUGGCCGAUGGGCGUGAAUAUUCUAUACGCAAGGGGGACAGAGUUGCUCUGUUUCCUUACAUCGCUGUUCAGAUUGACCCUGAGAUCCACCCAGACCCACAGUCAUUCAAGUACAACCGCUUUCUGAAUCCAGAUGGAUCAAGGAAAACAGAUUUCUACAAAGGAGGGAAGAAGGUGAAGUACUACACCAUGCCCUGGGGUGCUGGGGUCUCCAUGUGCCCUGGGCGUUUCUUUGCCACCAACGAGUUGAAACAGUUUGUUUUCCUCAUGUUGGUCUACUUUGAUUUUGAGCUGAAGAACCCGGAUGAGACGAUACCAGGAAUCGACUUCAGGCGCUGGGGUUUUGGAUCGAUGCAGCCUGACAGAGAUGUUCAGUUUCGAUACAGACUCAGAUAUUAAAACAAUCAUUGUUAUGGCUCUAAAACUUUAAUCAUGUCUGUUGGCUUUAAUCUGAUAAUCAUGUUUCAUGGCUAUUCACUCUUAUCUUGCACUUUGAAAAUAGUUGAAUUAACUUCCACAGUGGCCUGUGUGCAUUGAGUUUAAUGUGAUUGUAACAUUACUAAAAAGAAACAAGUCAAAUCUAAAAAUCGUGCUUGGCUGCAUUUGUUUAUAGAUUCAGUACUAUGAGAUUAAUGCACUUUGUUUUACCGUUUGAAGUUCUACACUUUUCUCAUAUGCUCUCAUUAAUAAUGAUGAAAUAAUUGAAUGUAUUUGAAGAAAAAAUGCUUUUAAACUUUAAGAAAGGUGCUGUUGCUUUGAUGGUAUUUUUUAUGCACGCUGUUGGACAGUAAUGAUUGUAAGGCAGUCUGAUUUGAUAUUUUGUAGAACUGAACACAGAUUUGUUUGUGUAACCCGAAUGCCAGAAGGAGUAAGUGAUAUCUUUAAUCACCUCCGUGUCCCAUGUAAUGCUCAACCUGUUGAUCAAGAUAGGUCAUGCAUUAAUGAAAUGUAACUGUACUGGUUUCACAGCAAGUUAAUGGUAAAGUUUUAUACAGGCUCUUCUUUUCUGCUUGUAACUUCUCAGAACUGCAGUCUCUGAGCUUCACUGUUUUACAGUGUAAUUGCCCACUUGCUAAAACUAUGCCAGAGCAAUUGAAGGUUUGCUUAGCUGCAACAAUAAAUUAGUUAUUGCUACACAACAUAACAGAUAGCAGUAUCUGUCAGAUACUGCUUACUCAUUAUCUCCUGAGCUGAUGAUUCAGUAUUAUAUUACAACAGCUACAGUAAUCUUAAGUUUGGAGUGAUUGAACUCUGAUUGUAUUUUUGGCAUGUAAAUGUAUUUAUAAACCUUGUUAGAUGUUAUUUUAUGAUACUAAGCACCACUGUUUUGAAAAACAGUCCCUGCAUUGUAAAGCUGUACGGUUAACUGCCUGAUUAAAACUACAAGUGGCC
Molecule: messenger RNA, 2559 nt
Organism: Cheilinus undulatus (humphead wrasse)
Lineage: Eukaryota; Metazoa; Chordata; Actinopteri; Labriformes; Labridae
Product: 5-beta-cholestane-3-alpha,7-alpha-diol 12-alpha-hydroxylase-like
Exons: 1
Coding region: 31-1566 (511 amino acids)
Molecular function (GO): sterol 12-alpha-hydroxylase activity; iron ion binding; heme binding
Source: RefSeq, a predicted model, not a curated record